GUGAUGUGACCGCAGGCAGCCUUGCUCGCCUUUCCUCGCCUCUCACUUGCAUUCGCUGUGCACCAUGGCACGACUCUUCCUCUCCACUGUCUGUCUCUUGCUCCUCUCCACUACAGCCUCAGAAGAAACAACACCUGCACCCACAACAUUAUCAACAGUAACAUCACAACAAACAACAUUAACAUCAUCAUCAACAACAACAACAACAACAGCAGCAGCAUCAAUAGCAGCAGCAGCAUCAACAACAGCAGCAUCGACGUCAACAUUAAGAGCAUCAUCAUCAACAGCAGGAACAGCAUCAGCUCCAGAAACACCCCCCUCUGCCACAAGCCGUGUGACGCAGACAUCCACUGUAAACACCACAACAACGGGGGAUGCAUUAACCAGUGCUACGACUAUUGGUUACAGCAAUGCUACUACUACUCCUCCUAGCAACAGCAGCACCUCUGCAGAAACACAAAGCUACAGUGCCUUCAGCACCACAGAUUACACCACGGACUACGGAACGAACGCCUCAAGCUUAAACGACAACAGCACAGCCCAUCCGAAUGAUGGAAUGGUGAAGCACCUGUACAGGAGCCCUGGGCUGAUAGCAAUCCUGUGCAUAUUCGUCAUCAUCCUGGCCUUGCUGCUGGUGGUGGGGCUGGUGAAGGGAAUCACUCCCAGCUCCUCAAAGUUCGAACGGCUGGAUGAAGUGCCCAUGGGCAGCGUGAAUGAGGAUUCUCCGUUUGCACAGUACCCGCCCAAAUGACACCCAGACCCACUGACACGGCAAGCCAGGAAUGACACCAUGAUCUUGAAAUACUAUGCGUCCAUGAAGUGUUUACGAGCUAAAAUAAAGAUGAAGAUUUACGAGUUUGAAAAUAAAGAUGGAAUUACAGUGUUUUUCAAUGUUAUUGUCUUGAUUAAUUGGGCAAGCAAUGGGGUUCAA
Molecule: messenger RNA, 931 nt
Organism: Engraulis encrasicolus (European anchovy)
Lineage: Eukaryota; Metazoa; Chordata; Actinopteri; Clupeiformes; Engraulidae
Product: integumentary mucin C.1-like
Exons: 4
Coding region: 65-751 (228 amino acids)
Source: RefSeq, a predicted model, not a curated record